Molecule: messenger RNA, 942 nt
Organism: Lachancea thermotolerans CBS 6340
Lineage: Eukaryota; Fungi; Ascomycota; Saccharomycetes; Saccharomycetales; Saccharomycetaceae
Gene: MAM1
Product: Mam1p
Exons: 1
Coding region: 1-942 (313 amino acids)
Source: RefSeq, a predicted model, not a curated record
AUGAGGGUGCUACAAAACAAGGAUGUUAACGUGAUUCGCCCUUCAUAUAGGGGAAAGAGCAAGAGCAAAGCGGAGCCCUCAAAGGUCAAAAAAAAUAGGCCACCUAAAACUCAAAACCUGGAGGAGUGCUUUGAGGCAUCCCAGAACCAGGAAUUGACCCAAAGCUUUUGUACUCCCCGGGAUUUAAUAGAAAAACUAGACUCAGAAAAGCUCCAGCAAUCGCCGAGGAAACCCAAUCCGGCAGUCGCUCCAUCAACAGCACCAGCAGAAGUGACGCCGUCACGGAGCUCGCACAAUUUAACGCAGUAUGCAAUUGAUCAGCUUCAGUACAGAAUAUGUGAAAAAGAGAUGGAAGUUGGCGUUUGUGGCCAUCCAUUCUGUCACGCCCUCAGGGCUGUCAAAUUGCCACUGAAUGAGUUUCGUAAUCUUCUUCUUUUUGAAUUCGAGAUGAUACCCCCGCAGAGUGAGCUAGAACUUCGUAACUUGCGUGACACCUGCUACGCUGCGAAAGUUUAUGGUAGCCUUCUGCCUGAUUGGAGGCUGAAAAGCGGAAUCGAUCCAGAAGAUAACAGCCAGGACUUUAUGUUGUCUCAACUGUUUAUUGGAAUGCCUUCAGAAAAAGCGAUAAACUCGGAAACGAACCAUGCUUGGUUCGGCAACAGCGACAGGGUUUCAAGCAGACGUAGCUUGAUGCCCAACUCUUCAUUAGCACUUAGAAACCGCCAGGAGGUUUUCAAAGAGUCAGUUAACCCAGCAGAGCUGUUAAAGGACUCUUCGCCUUCUGAUUCUUUCAACGGUGAUGACCAGCUACUUAGCCCUUUUCCUAGCCACCACCAUGGAAAGCUAAAUUGCAUUCUCAAGCGGGACCAGCGCGAAAUGAACCCGCAGGAGAGCCGCCAAAGUUGCGCAUUGAGAAGUUUACAGCACCAUAACUCAGAGUAG